UACCACUGCAAACCAAAAAGGACAACUCUUCCUAUCUGUGGAAAACAGUUCCUGGGCUUGUGAUCCCCGCCGAGCGCCCGGAGCGCAGCAUGCCCGCCCCGCUGCUCGCCCUCCUGCUUCUGCGCACCCUGCUGACUCGCCUGCUGCUGGUGGCUCGCCAGCGCCUCCUGCCGCUGCUCCGGCGCCUGGGGGCCCGCCUGACUUCCCGGCAGUCCCGCGAGGCGCUCCUCACCUGCCUCCUCUGCGUCCUCAACCUGCGCAAGAAGGUGGACGACGCCUGAGGCGAGCUCUGCAGGGAG
Podarcis muralis (Common wall lizard) is the source of this 299-nucleotide messenger RNA. RefSeq names its product myomixer, myoblast fusion factor (gene MYMX). NCBI's taxonomy places the organism in Eukaryota, Metazoa, Chordata, Lepidosauria, Squamata, Lacertidae. Gene Ontology annotation, biological process: myoblast fusion; skeletal muscle organ development. The record is from RefSeq and is a predicted model, not a curated record. Gene Ontology annotation, cellular component: plasma membrane; endoplasmic reticulum membrane; Golgi membrane.